AUGCAGUGUUUCAGCUGGAACUUGCCAAUACUUUCCAAAUUAUUACUGUCCUCCGGGCACACAUGGAGAACUCUGCGAUUAUAUUUGUCGUGUUCACCCUACAGUUAUAUUUGCUGUGUUCCAGAUUGCAACAUAGGCCGGUUUGGUCAGAACUGCAGUAAUGUCUGCCCAAGAAACUGUCAGAAUGGCCUGUGUGAUAGGAUUACAGGAGCUUGUUUGUCGUGGUGCAACCAGGGUUUGUUUGGAGAGAACUGCACUGAAGCUUGCUCGAUAAAUUGUCGCAGUCAGAUAUGUGACAGGAUAACAGGAGACUGUGUGUCGUGUACCGAGCGUUUUGCAGGACUCAAGUGUCAGG
Candidula unifasciata is the source of this 355-nucleotide messenger RNA. NCBI's taxonomy places the organism in Eukaryota, Metazoa, Mollusca, Gastropoda, Stylommatophora, Geomitridae. The record is from the annotation of a GenBank genome assembly.